AUAUAACAUAUAGAAGUAAAAUAAUAAUAUAAUUAAUUCAUUAAAGAAUAAGUAUGCCAAAGUAUUACUGUGAUUAUUGUAAGUCAUACUUGACACAUGACACCAUGAGUGUACGAAAGUCUCAUUUAAUAGGAAAGAACCAUAUAAAAUUCUAUUGUAAUUAUUAUGAGUCUAAGGCUAAGCAAACAGGAGUUUGGAAACAUGUUAAUAAUGAUGAUAUAUCAAUGAAGUAUGAAAUAACGUUAGAUUAUUUAAAUAAGAAUGCUCCAGGUCAAAAACAUCGUGGAGAGGAUCAGACGAAUAAUGAUAUCCAAAUCGAUAUACGAGAUGAAUCAUCGCAGAACAAGAAGACUAAUGAUAGUCAAAUAAAUGAUGAAGAAGAUGUUAGUAAAUUUUUACCACCACCUCCUAAUUUAGUGGCAUUUCCUAAUCCACCACCAUCUAUAUUUCAUAUGAACUAUCAACCAUCAUUACAAGAACAUACCAAACAGAUUAAGCCAACUCAUUUCAUAUAGAUAAGUUCGUAGCAAUGUAAUAUAGAUAUGUAAAUUAGAAUUAUUGUAAAAUUUUAUAAUUAUGUUUAUAAUAGAUA
Molecule: messenger RNA, 592 nt
Organism: Scheffersomyces amazonensis
Lineage: Eukaryota; Fungi; Ascomycota; Pichiomycetes; Serinales; Debaryomycetaceae
Exons: 1
Coding region: 54-515 (153 amino acids)
Biological process (GO): mRNA splicing, via spliceosome; spliceosomal snRNP assembly; mRNA 5'-splice site recognition
Cellular component (GO): U1 snRNP; nucleus
Molecular function (GO): zinc ion binding; pre-mRNA 5'-splice site binding
Source: RefSeq, a predicted model, not a curated record